AUGGAGCUUGCGCGAUCAUCGCGAUGCGUAGCCGUGCGCGCGUCUACCAGUGGAAUGUGCGUACUUUUCGUUCUCGCAGCUUGCGCAUCGCUCGUGAUACGACCGGUAAAAGCAUUCCGGUACGGGAACAAUGGUGAUCGCAACUCCUUCCUAGGACCUUUCGGUUCUCAGGGCGAUAGGAAGUCAUCUUACGAGGAUUCGGGAUUCGUCUCACAUGCUUUCGACCAUGAUUUCAGAUUGGAUAUGCUUCCGGGGAGAGAGGCAGGCUGCAAUGUGGAGAACAAUAUGGACGUCAGCAGUCGUAUAACCUCGGCGCUGGUACAAGGGAUCGCAAACCUUCUGGGCUUCCCUCACAAGAGGCCACCUACGGCUCUGGGCAUGCUUGCAACCGCGUCACCUGCUUACGGCAGUCUAUACAACUCUGGUGCAGAAAAUAAGCAUGAUAUGGCUUUGCAGAUGAUCGGUCAUGGCAAUGGGCACACUCUUGAUUCCGAGGAUUUCACAGACAAGGCCUGGGAGGCCGUAAGCUCAUUGGGUGAUGUGGCCAACCGCUACAAAUCCUCAUUCGUCGAAGCUGACAUGCUCUUGUUGAAUUUACUCAACCUUGGGGAGGAAUCUACUUGUUAUAAAAUACUGCAACAUGUAGGUGUUGACGUUUCUAAAAUGCGUGAAGACCUCGAGGCCCACCUCUCAAAGCAGCCACGCAUGUCAGGGGGCUUCGGUGACCAGAAGGUCCUAGGGAGGACGCUACAGAAUGUAUUAACAGUGACUCGGAGGUUCAAGUCGGAGUAUAACGAUCACUUCAUCAGCGUCGAGCACCUGCUCCUCGCACUCGCUUGCGAGGACACCAAGUUUACCAAGCCUUGGUUAGCGCGACAAAAGGUCACGUAUGAGAAGCUAAAGAAGGCGGUGGAGGCAGUACGAGGAAAACGCAAAGUUACUUCUAAAAAUCCCGAAAUGGCAUUGGGCGCGCUGGAAAAGUAUAGCAAGGACCUCACCCUGAUGGCUAAAAACGGAAAACUUGAUCCAGUCAUAGGACGAGACAACGAGAUCCGCAGAACUGUCGAAAUUCUUAGCAGGCGAACAAAGAAUAAUCCCAUUUUGCUAGGAGACCCAGGUGUUGGCAAAACAGCGAUUGCCGAGGGCUUGGCUAAUCGAAUAGUCUCCGGUGACGUGCCCGACUCCCUAAAGAACACACGUGUCAUAUCGAUCGACCUGGCGUCCAUAGUGGCUGGAACUCAAUACCGAGGAGAGUUCGAAGAGCGACUUAAGGCUAUUCUGAAGGAAGUCCAAGAGUCACAGGGCGAGAUCAUUAUGUUCAUUGACGAAAUCCACUCUCUGGUGGGAGCUGGAGACGGUCAAGGCGCGCUUGACGCAGGAAACAUUCUGAAACCUAUGCUCGCGCGUGGAGAAUUGCGUUGUAUUGGCGCAACAACUCUGCAGGAGUAUAAGAGAAUCGAAAAGGAUAAGGCUUUGGAGCGUCGGUUCCAACCUGUGUACGUCGAUCAGCCAAGCGUCGAGGAGACUAUCAGUAUCUUACGCGGCCUCCGGGAGCGCUACGAGGUGCACCAUGGAGUGAGAAUUCUCGACUCCGCACUUGUAGAGGCCGCCCAGCUCAGCGACCGAUACAUAACUGAUCGAUUUUUACCGGACAAGGCCGUCGACCUCGUGGACGAGGCGGCAGCAAGACUGAAAAUUCAAUUGUCCAGCAAACCGAUCCAACUUGAUGUUAUCGAGCGCAAGCUCUUGCAGCUUGAGAUGGAGCGAAUCUCAAUAUCCAAUGACGGAGGGCGCGACCAGGCCCAAAGCAACGCAGUAGGGAUUCUACCGGAAAGUGCAAGACAAAAAUCCAUACCGGAAAAUAGGAGGAUUGAGCGCAUCCAAAAGGCGGUGGAGAAGUUGCAGGCAGAGAAAGAUACACUAACGAAUGCGUGGCUGCAAGAAAAGGGGCUCGUAGAUGCAAUUCGUAACAUCAAGGAGCGGCAAGAUGUUGUCAAGGUUGAAAUUGAAAAGGCUGAGCGCGAAUUCGAUCUCAACCGCGCCGCGGAACUCAGAUUCGAGACGCUACCCGAUCUGGACAAGCAGCUCGUACAAGCCGUGGAGGCAUAUGAAGCUCACGCUAAGAAUGUUCUAUCAACAGGUGGUCAAUUGAUGCUUCGUGAUGAGGUGUCUCGCGAAGACGUCGCAAGCGUUGUCUCUCGCUGGACUGGCAUUCCCGUUGAACGCCUUGUGAGGUCGCAGCGUGAGAAGAUGCUUCAUCUGGCGACCGAACUCCGCAAGAGAGUUAAAGGUCAAGAUGAAGCCAUUGACAUAGUGACUAGGGCGAUUCAGCGAUCCCGUGUGGGCAUGAGCGACCCCAAGCGACCCAUUGCCAGUUUUAUGUUCCUAGGUCCGACGGGUGUGGGGAAGACUGAACUGUGCAAGGCGGUUGCAGAGCAAUUGUUCGACACGGACGAAUCAAUUAUCCGAUUUGACAUGUCAGAGUAUAUGGAAAAGCAUACUGUCUCCAAACUGCUAGGUGCACCCCCGGGAUACGUAGGAUACGAGAGAGGCGGGUUGCUGACAGAUGCUGUCCGCAGAAGGCCAUACUCCGUCGUCCUUUUCGACGAAAUAGAGAAGGCGCACCCUGACGUAUUCAACAUCAUGCUCCAGAUGCUCGACGAUGGAAGGCUGACCGACUCAACGGGACGGAAGGUGAAUUUCACUAACUGCCUCAUCAUUUUCACGUCGAACCUUGGCAGCCAAAAUAUUCUGGAGCUGGCCAAGACCCCUGACAAGAAAGCCGAAAUCAAGAACAAGGUGAUGCAGGCGGUUAGACAGACCUUCUCCCCCGAGUUCCUCAACCGUAUGGACGAAUUUGUUGUUUUCAAUGCGCUCUCAAAGGAAGAGCUGAAAUCUAUUGUAGACAUUGAACUUGGAAAGCUAGCAGAUCGCCUUGCUGAGAAAAACAUAAAGUUGGCCGUCGACAACGAGGCCAUCCUCCACAUCGCAGAGUUGGGUUACGACCCAGCGUACGGCGCGCGGCCGAUAAGGCGCACCAUUCAGAGGGAGCUGGAAUCUAAAAUCGCAAAGGACUUACUGGAGGACGCGUGUAGGGAGAACGAUGUGCUAAGAGUAAAGUACGACGGAAGCCUGAAAAUAGAGGUCUCACGCGAAUAA
Messenger RNA from Babesia ovata, 3159 nucleotides. RefSeq names its product ATP-dependent Clp protease ATP-binding subunit. Gene Ontology annotation, molecular function: ATP binding; ATP hydrolysis activity. Gene Ontology annotation, biological process: cellular response to heat. Lineage: Eukaryota; Apicomplexa; Aconoidasida; Piroplasmida; Babesiidae. Gene Ontology annotation, cellular component: cytoplasm. The record is from RefSeq and is a predicted model, not a curated record. Bases 1 to 3159 code for a protein of 1052 amino acids. The transcript is spliced from 4 exons.